Messenger RNA from Mucor velutinosus, 618 nucleotides. RefSeq names its product long-chain fatty acid-CoA ligase. The record is from RefSeq and is a predicted model, not a curated record. Gene Ontology annotation, biological process: protein dephosphorylation; signal transduction. The transcript is spliced from 2 exons. Gene Ontology annotation, molecular function: protein tyrosine/serine/threonine phosphatase activity; protein tyrosine phosphatase activity. The coding region runs from base 1 to 618 and encodes 205 amino acids. Gene Ontology annotation, cellular component: cytosol. NCBI's taxonomy places the organism in Eukaryota, Fungi, Mucoromycota, Mucoromycetes, Mucorales, Mucoraceae.
AUGGAGGACACAUAUGAGCACAGUCUACCGCUGAAAUCAGACUUGUAUCAAACACUAGAAUGCGGUGCUGAUGGAAAACCAGGAGGCAUUUUGAUUACAAGUGUAUCCCAGCAAGUCAUUCCACAUGUCUGGUUGGGUGGGUACAAAGCGCUUGAAACUGUUGAAUUUCUAGAGAAAAACAAGAUUACAAGCAUUCUGACAUUGGGUCAUUUCAAGCCGUGCUAUUCGCCAGGACGAUUCCUACACAAGAUCAUUCCCAUCACAGAUAAUCCCGAAGCCAACAUCAUUCAUUAUUUUCCAGAAUCCACGGCAUUCAUUGAACAAGCCAUCAAAGAGAAUCACAACAUAUUAGUACACUGCCUAGCAGGCGUAUCACGAAGUCCCACCAUACUGACAGCCUAUCUCAUGGCAACACGGAAAUUACGGUGGAAAGAGGCAUUGGCCAUCAUCAAACAGACGAGGCCAUUUGUAAAUCCCAAUUCAGGGUUCAUUGAACAACUCAAACUCUUCCAAGAGAUGAAUUACACCUUCGACCCCAAUCACCCAGCUUAUUUAGACUACUUGCGCCAUCAUCCUGUAGACGCUGGCCAUGUAGGACACGAGGAUGAGUACGAAUAA